CUUACACUGGACAAUGAGAUAAACAAGACAGGGAAUGGAUUGAAGUACUUAUAUGUUAAACAUAUGUGAUGUAUAUCCUGACAUGAAGACGUAGAAGAGCUGUGUCUGUCCUUGUUCACAAUAUGGCCAGGGCCGGUCGUCUAUAGGAUUCAGCUGAGGUGACUGUGUGGCCCCGGACCCCAGAGGAGCCUCCGCCAUCUGCUCCCCGACCUACAGUCUCUGUGGUUUGAUGGGGGAUUGUUCGGAUGACAGCGGGAACUGUUGUGAUCACAGGAGGAAUCCUAGCGACUGUGAUACUGCUAUGCAUCAUUGGAGUCCUGUGCUACUGCAGACUUCAGUAUUACUGCUGUAAGAAGGACGACCUGAAUGAGGAGGCCGAGGAAGAUUCCAGUCACCGGUCCCACUCCCACUUUCCUUGCCAUGACUGCUCCUCAUCCCACCUGGAUGGGGCCUUCCCCCCAUACACCACUCCGGCCUACUCUCCAUACGGCUCCCCAUACAUCAUACGGACUGCAGACACCAUGUGCAAUGGAAGGGAGAGGGAUUCAUACACUCCCACUCACUAUGCAGAAGCUGGACCCCUUCUUGUGAUGGGGGGCACCCCUAGACUCUCCAGGGGGCUGCAGGCUCUCAGUACCCAAGUAUGAACUGGAAAUGACCAACACGACCAACAUCAGGACUCUCUAAUGUUCUCCUCUUGCCAAGGAUUUUAUUCCGCACAGGUCGGACAUUUUUACAAUUAUUCUCUGAACUUUUUUUGGAACAAGUUUAGUUAAGAUGAUGAAUGUCCAUAACACAUUGUGAGAAGGAUAACGCAACAUCUGACCAUGGAGGAGAAUCGGGGGCCAUGACUUUGCCUGAACAGAUGACUUGUAAAGUGUUUGACUUUAUUUUUUCAAGGAAAAAGAAAGAAAAGAUAUAAUAUUUAUGGGGUUUUUAAUGCUAUGUUAUGGGGUGAAUAUGAUUAUAUGGGAUAUAUUAUAGAGACAUUUUCUAAGGUAACUAAGUCAGUGAUGGUGAAUCCAGCAGACUGAGCCCGGACAUACACAUUAGAUAGGUGUCAAAUGCUUAUCGAGGUGACAACUAUCCUUACAUGAAGGCCCCACCAUCACCACCAUCAUCACCACCACUACCAUCAUCACCACCACCAUCAUCACCUUCAUCACCACCAUCAUCACCACCACUACCAUCAUCACCACCACCAUCAUCACCUUCAUCACCACCAUCCUCACCAUCAUCACCACCAUCAUCACCAUCACUACCAUCAUCACCACCACCAUCAUCACCUUCAUCACCACCAUCCUCACCAUCAUCACCACCAUCAUCACCAUCACUACCAUCAUCACCACCACCAUCAUCACCUUCAUCACCACCAUCCUCACCAUCAUCACCACCAUCAUCACCAUCACUACCAUCAUCACCACCACCUUCAUCACCACCAUCAUUACCACCAUCAUCACCUUCAUCACCAUCACCAUCAUGACCACCAUCAUCACCACCACCCUCACUCCACCAUCACCACCAUCAUCACCACCCUCACCCCACCACCAUAACCAUAAUCACCAUAAUCACCACAACCAUCAUCAUCAUCAUCACCACCACCUUCAUCACCACCAUCAUUACCACCAUCAUCACCUUCAUCACCAUCACCAUCAUCACCACCACCCUCACUCCACCAUCACCACCAUCAUCACCACCCUCACCCCACCACCAUAACCAUAAUCACCAUAAUCACCACAACCAUCAUCAUCAUCACCACCACCAUCACCACCAUCAUCAUAACCAUCAUCAUCACCAUAACCAUCACCACUACCAUCACCCUCACCCCACCACCACCAUCAUCACCACAUCAUCACCACCAUCCAUGGACACUUGGCAACCUCCCUUCAGAAGAGAAUUGGAGUAAUUGAAACUUAAGUUUUGGAUCAUUCCCUCCCCCAACAUCUGUCAAUGAGAAAGAGUUAAAAAUUAUCCAUACCCAUAAGAUAGUAGGCCGUAAUCAAAGAGUAUGGCUACAAACUCAGAUGAAGAGGUGUCCAUGUGACCAACCUCUCCCCCCUACCCAACUUUUACCAAUGGGGAAGAGUUGGGAAGCUCUAAUACAAUUAAAGGGGUACUCCAGGGAAGUAUUAAUAUAAAUAAAAAAUAAAAAAAAGCCCCAAAGCCACCACACUUCCUGAAUAUGUUCCCUGCAAUCCAUCAUGCCUGAUAUGCAUGGCUCCUGUGACCCCUGUUGUCUUCUCUGGCUGAUUGAUAUUCAUUGCCUUCCUUUCCUCCCAUUGCCUACAUCUCCUAGCAAUCAGCUCUGCCAGUUGGCUCACUCUCUGAGAGCAGCCCCCACCCUCCUGCUCUGAGCAUGACUUAUCAGUGCAGGGCAGAAACCACAUGGUCUGUAUCUCACAGGAGGGUGGGGGCUGCUUUUAGAGAGGGAUUUGGACAGAGAAAGAGUGGAUGACUAAAUGAUAUAAUUCCCUCAUUUAGGGGGAGGGGAAACAGCUCUAUAUAGCUAAUGAAUGAUAUUUAGACUAUGAAAUAGGUUGGUGAGAGGUAAAGGAUGGGCUCUUGGUUUAGCUCCCCAGAGUACCCCUUUGAAGAAGGUCAGCUGAAAUCAAAUAUCUUGGCCCGUAGACAUUUGGUAAUCUCCCUUUUGAAGAAGAGGAUUGGACUCUUCCAGACUUCCAGAUUCUUCUCUUCUCUGACAUCUGUGAACGGGGAAGGGUUUUGGAAGCCCCCAUACAUAUAAGAUGGUCAACUGAAAUCAAAGGGUUUGGCCAAGUUUAGUCUUAUCUAUAUGGCCACCACUCGAAAUCUGACUUUAGUAUCAGAACUAACACUGUUCAUAUCUACCUUGUGAUGGAUCAAUUGCACCAAUAGAGUCUGAUGGAUCCAACCUGGAUGAGGUUCCAUCCGUUAGCACCAGCCGGACAAUAUAGACAUAUCCGGUCAAUAUGACAUCUCGGCUCCACGUUGUAAACUCAUUCACAGCCUCGAUGACAUCACUGACCUCAAAAUAAUGAAAUAUAAUUUUACUGACCUUUUUUAGUAUUUUGAACAAAGUGAUUUCCCGGGAGCUUUUCAGUGCUUUAGUGAUGCCACAUAUCAUAUAUAUCUUAUGGUUAAGACCAAGACUAGAUAGUGACCUCCAAAACACAGCGUGACCUCCAGUGUAAGGAUAUGUUCACACUUGUUUGGACUUCAUUCAGGGUGUAAUUCCAUAAAAUUUUGUAGGUGCAUGAAAAUUGACCAAACAUCGUCACUAGUAGACUACAUUUGGUCCAUGGCUCGGGUAUUCGGCUUGAUAUGUCGGCAUACUGUUGUGUGGGUAUGCUGACAUAUACCCCAAACAUAGUCCACUGAACCUAGUCUAAGGCCUCCCCAAUGUCUAUUUACUAGGGAGACUACAUAAGGAACCAUAUGUAGGAGAUGUUGUCCUAUUAUGGAGAUGCUUCUAGGUCAGAGGUCCCAAACCCAUCCCUCGAGGCCACCAGCCAUCCAGGAUCUGAAUUCUUCCCUUUUCUAGUCCAAUAGAGUAAUGGGAAAAAAUCUAGAACAUUGAUGGCCUUGAGGACUGUGUUGGGGACCACUGUUUUAGGUGAAAAUACAUCUGUUAUAUGGUGUCCAGUGGAGAACUUCACCACCAGAAAUCAAAGAAAUCUUGGUGUUUGGAAAGCCUGAGCCCUACAUGUUUUUUAUCUAAUGAAAGUCAUCAGGGGAACAAUAAACCUUCUGCUAUGGAUGGGGAACAAGUACAAAGCUCUACCACAUUUUUCCAUUUUUCCAACCGAUUGAGCAUUUUCCAUAUAGCCCAGUUGACCCUUAUAGAUGCCCCAUGAGAGCUCCAUAUGAUUCUGAGGUCGUACGGAGCCGUAAUACAGCCAUGUGUAAGAGGACUUACAAAAGAGCCAAGAACGGCGACUCAUCCAGCCUGACUUAUGUAAAAUGACAUAAAGGGGUACUCCACUGGCCAGUGUUCGGAACAUUUAGCACCCAACACUGUGUGCCCACUGCGGGGGUCAGCCCUUCAAUGCAAGUCUACGGGAGGGGGGACGUGACAGCCGCCACGCCCCCUCCCAUAGACUUGCAUUGAGGGGGCGUGGCUGACCCCUGCAGCGCGCACAGAGCUGCUGGCCAGAGGAGUACCCCUUUAAAGGACAAGUAUAAUGUAAAAAAAAUGUAUCACCUAUCCGAAGGAUAGAGAGGAGUUUUAGAUCAUGGGGGGUCCAAGCGCUGGGUCUCCUGUUUAGAGCCCCGGCUCUCUUAUACAGCGGCGUGUCACGACCCCUGUCCAAAUUGGGGGCCACCACGCCCCCUCUAUAUAGUUCUAUGGGAGAGCCAAAGAUAACCGAAUGGCUUUCCCAUAGAGCUAUAUAGAGCGGGCGUGGUGGCCCCAGGCGAGGGUCGUGACGCGCCACUGUAUAGGAGAGCCGGGGUUCUAAACCGGAGAUCGCAUGGGGCCCCAGCGCUCGGACCCCUCUCCCCCCAUCUUUAUUAACAUGAUACUUGUCCUUUAAGUAAGAUUCCUGGGAUUUUCCGGUCCAGUUGAUGCGCAUUACAACUUGAUAUUUCACCUUCACGAGAAACGUCCCAGUCAUCAAUUGGCCGCGGUCAACCUGCAAAAUGGGAGAAAAAGAAAUAAACAUAAAAAAUUAUAAUUCAGGGUGUUGGGUGUUUUCUCCACUGAUUCCCAUGAUUUAGGGAUAGAAAAAUAUUUUAAAACUUUUUUGCUAGAAAUAUAACUAAAGAAAUUACAUAUUUAAUGUUUAUUUACGAAUGUUUGAAGAAUUUAAAGUGAAUUUAAAGUUGCCAAAUCCGAUUUAAAUCGCAAAUAUAUUUUUUUAAAGUUCUAUUUACGCAGAUGUAGCCAUAUAUUUCAGAUAUAUAUGUAUAUUCUUUAAGUUUUUUUUUUCUUUUUGGUCUAUUUUAGUCUGUAUCCUCUAUGGUUGAUAGUUUAAAGGGAAACUCCGUCCCUAGACAUCUUAUCCGCCAUCUUAAAGGGGUGCUGCGGCGUUCUGAACAUUUUGUCCAGAAUGCUCGGAGCAGGAGGCCGUGAUCGGGACGUAACAUUGUUCAUAAUGUUGAAAAAAGACCAGAGUCCAUCAAGUACAACCUAUAACCCUAAUGAGUCCCUAUUGAGUUGAUCCAGAGGAGGCAAAAAAAAAACCUCAUACUAGAGGUAAAAAUUCCUUCCCGACUCCAAAUAUCAGAAUAAAUCCCUGGAUCAAUGUUCUGUCCCUAUAAAUCUAAUAUACAUAACAAGCGAUGUUAUUAUUCUCCAAAAAUACAUCCAGACCCUUUAUAUUCUAUUACAGAGGUCACCAUGACACCUCCUCCGGGAGAGAAUUCCACAGUCUCACUGCUCUUACAGUAAAGAACCCCCAUCUGUGCUGGUGUAGAAACCUUCUUUCCUCUAGACGUAGAGGAUGCCCCCUUGUUAUAUAUACAGUCCUGGGUAUAAAUAGAUCAUGGAGAGAUCUCUGUACAGUCCUGAUAUAUUAUAUAUAUUAUUAGGUCACCUCCUUGUUAUAUAUACAGUCCUGGGUAUAAAUAGAUCAUGGAGAGAUCUCUGUACUGUCCUGAUAUAUUAUAUAUAUUAUUAGGUCACCUCCUUGUUAUAUAUAAAGUCCUGGGUAUAAAUAGAUCAUGGAGAGAUCUAUGUACUGUCUCCUGAUAUAUUUAUACAUAGUUAUUAGGUCGCCCCUAAGCCCUCUUUUUUCUAAACUAAAUAACCCUAAUUCUGAUAAUCUUUCUGGGUACUGUAGUCCUCCCAUUCCCCGUAUUACUCUGGUUGCCCGUCUUUGAACCCUCUCCAGCUCCAUUAUAUCUUUCUUGUACACUGGUGCCCAGUACUGUACACAGUAUUCUAUGUGUGGUCUGACCAGUACUGCACACAGUAUUCUAUGUGUGGUCUGAUCAGUACUGUACACAGUAUUCUAUGUGUGGUGUGACCAGUACUGUACACAGUAUUCCAUGUGCGAUCUGACCAGUACUGUACACAGUAUUCCAUGUGUGGUCUGACCAGUACUGUACACAGUAUUCCAUGUGUGGUCUGACCAGUACUGUACACAGUAUUCCAUGUGUGGUCUGACCAGUACUGUACACAGUAUUCCAUGUGUGGUCUGACCAGUACUGUACACAGUAUUCCAUGUGUGAUCUGACCAGUACUGUACACAGUAUUCUAUGUGUGGUCUGACCAGUACUGUACACAGUAUUCCAUGUGUGAUCUGACCAGUACUGUACACAGUAUUCUAUGUGUUGUCUGACCAGUACUGUACACAGUAUUCUAUGUGUGGUCUGACCAGUACUGUACACAGCAUUCCAUGUCUGACCAGUACUGUGCACAGCAUUCCAUGUGUGGUCUGACCAGUACUGUGCACAGUAUUCCAUGUGUGGUCUGACCAGUACUAUGCACAGUAUUCCAUGUGUGGUCUGACCAGUACUGUGCACAGUAUUCCAUGUGUGGUCUGACCAGUACUGUGCACAGUAUUCUAUGUGUGGUCUGACCAGUACUGUACACAGUAUUUCAUGUGUGGUCUGACUAGUGAUUUGUACAGCAGUAGAAUUAUUUCCUUGUCAUGGGCAUCUAUGCCCCUAUUGAUGCACCCCAUUAUUUUAUUUGCCUUGGCAGCAGCUGCCCGACACUGGUCACUACAGCUAAAUUUACUGUUAAUUAAGACUCCCAAGUCCUUUUCCACAUCAGUCAUCCCAAGUGUUCUCCCAUUUAAUACAUAAUCCCAGCCCGGAUUUUUCCUCCUCAUGUGCAUUACCUCACAUUUAUCAGUGUUACCUCAUCUGCCACUUCCCAGCCCAAAACUGCAACCUAUCCAGAUCCAUUUGUAAUAGUGGACUGUCCUCUAUUGUGUUAUCUACUAUACACAGUGCACUGUCCUCUAUUGUGUUAUCUACUAUACACAGUGCACUGUCCUCUAUAGUGUUUACCGCUUUACAGAGUUUAGUAUCAGCUGCAAAGAUUGUUACUUUACUAUUCAACCCCUCUACAAGGUCAUUCAUAAAUAUAUUAAAUAGGACAGGACCCAAGACUGACCCCUGUGGUCCCCACUAGUAACAGUCACCCAAUCAGAAUAAGUACCAUUAAUAACCACCCUCUGUUUCCUAUAAUUGAGCCAGGUACAAACCCACUUACACACAUUCUCCCCCAGCCCAAUCCUUCUCAUUUUAUGCACCAAUGUUUUAUGUGGAACCGUCUCAAAUGCUUUGGAAAAAUCCAGAUAUACGACAUCCAGGGAUUCCCCCUGGUCCUGUCUGGAGCUCACCUCCUCAUAAAAGCUGAUCAGGUGACAGGACCGAUCCCUCAUGAAACCAUGUGAUAUGGAGUCAUACAUUUAUUUUUAUCAAGAUAUUCCAAAAUGGCAUCUCUUAGAAAACCCUCAAACAAUUUGCAUAGAACGGAGGUUAAACUGACAAGUCUAUAAUUCCCAGGGUCACCUCUCGACCCCUUUUUAAGUAUUGGCACAUUUGCCAUGCGCCAGUCCUGGGGAACAGUCCCUGUUACUAUAGAGUCCCUGAAUAUUAAAAAUAGGGGUCUGUCUAUCACAUUACUUAAUUCCUUUAGAACACGGGGGGUGAAUGCCAUCUGGACCUGGUUAUUUGUCUACUUUGAUUUUUUGUUGGCGGCACUGUACUUCUUCCUGGGUUAGACAGGUUACCUGCACUUCUUCCUGGGUUAGACAGGUGACCUGUACUUCUUCCUGGGUUAGACAGGUUACCUGUACUUCUUCCUGGGUUAGACAGGUUACCUGUACUUCUUCCUGGGUUAGACAGGUGACCUGUACUGGGGAGUUUACCCUAUCUCGCUGUAUUUCAUCUGGCAUUUCAUUUUCCUCGGUGAAUACAGUGGAGAAGAAUUUGUUUAAUAUAUUUGCUUUUUCCUGAUCCCCGUUUAUAAUUUAUUUGCUAUUUAUAUAGUUAAAGAACAUUUCGGGGUUAGUUUUACUCUCUUUGGCAAUGAGUCUUUCUGUCUCUAUUUUUGUGGCUUUUAUCAGUUUUUUACAUAUUUUACAUUUUUUUCUAUAGCUUUUUAAUGCUUCUUCCCUACCGUCCUGUUUUAGUAGUUUAAAUGCUUUAUUUUUUAUCAUUUUUUGCCCCCUUAACAUUUUUAUUCAUCCAUAUUGGUUUUCUUUUAUUUCUGACCCUUUUUUUCCUAUAAGGUAUAUACAUUGAGAAUUAAAGAUAUUUUUAAAAGUUUCCCGACCCGCCCCCUCCUAUAGACAUGAAUGGAGGAGGCAUUGUGUGAUGGCACAUGGGGCGUGGCCGUGGCGGCACGACCACUACUGCAGAAACCCGGCGUUUGUUUAGAACCCUGGGUGCUGUAGGAGAUCCUUUGGAUAGGGAAUAAGAUGACUAGCAACGGACUAGCAGCGGAGUACCCCUUUAAGCAUAGGGGAUAAGAUGUCUGAUCGUGAGGGGUCUGGCCAUUUAAGUUCACGCCCCUUCCAUUCAUAUCUAUCGGAGGGGGCGUGACGGCUGUGGUCGUGAGACCACAGCCGUUACGCCCCUUCCCAUAGACAUGAAUGGAGUAGGCGGAGCAUGACAUGACGACAUGGUGUUUAAGAAUGCCGGUUUGCCGGGCCAGAGAUUAGACAUUAGACAUGUUUUAUAAUUUACGUAAAAAGGGAAAUUGUAUCAAAAAAUUAAAAAAUUUGGCUUUAAUAAAUCCGCCUUGGUCCCAUUGGCCGUAAUGUUUAGAAUAUUUUACAGGAGAAGCAACAAUCUUUGUUAGAACUCGAAAAAAAAAUCUCCAAAAUGUCGACUCAUAACCAACGUACUGUAAAUGUUCACGGGAUUUGUCUUCUUAUUGUUAUUUCCAAUAAAGAUUUGUCAAUUUUCUU
This is a messenger RNA of Hyla sarda, 8846 nucleotides long. RefSeq names its product family with sequence similarity 163 member A (gene FAM163A). The record is from RefSeq and is a predicted model, not a curated record. NCBI's taxonomy places the organism in Eukaryota, Metazoa, Chordata, Amphibia, Anura, Hylidae. The transcript has 4 exons. Bases 246 to 647 code for a protein of 133 amino acids.